Phascolarctos cinereus (koala) is the source of this 1348-nucleotide messenger RNA. RefSeq names its product acrosin-like. Gene Ontology annotation, molecular function: serine-type endopeptidase activity. The record is from RefSeq and is a predicted model, not a curated record. Lineage: Eukaryota; Metazoa; Chordata; Mammalia; Diprotodontia; Phascolarctidae. Gene Ontology annotation, biological process: proteolysis; acrosome reaction.
GGAACCCUUCGAGGCUUUCAGUUCAUACUGGAGGAGGACGGUGAUUGAGAUGGUUUGGCAGAUUGUGCUCUUGUCCCUCCUGUGGACUGGGGGGGCUGACACUCAGAACACAUGCUCGGGUCUUUGUGGACAGAGGCCACUGGUCAGCAACAUCGGCAAUCGGAUCGUUGGGGGCGCAGACGCGAGCCAAGGGGCUUGGCCCUGGAUAGUCAGUAUACAGGUACAGUAUUGGAAUGGUAGUUACAGGAAACAUAUAUGUGGCGGCUCCCUCAUCGCUCCGAAUUGGGUUCUCACUGCUGCUCAUUGCUUUGGAGAUCAAGCCAAGAACUAUAAUCUCUGGCGGUUUAUGAUUGCCGCUCGGGAUAUUCAGAUCGGGUGGAUCCAUGGCGCCUUGGACUCUCGAGUGCAGGAGCGAAAGCCUGUCAAGAUUAUCCUACAUGAACAGUAUAAUGAGCACUUUAUGAAAAAUGAUAUUGCAGUGGUCCAGCUGGACAGACCCAUAGUGUGUGGGGACCUGAUCCGCAUUGCCUGCCUGCCUCGGACUAGCGAGCCCCUAUUUACGUCUAAGGAGAAGUGUGCCAUUGCUGGCUGGGGGCUCACAGCGGAAGGUGGUACCCCACCUAAGACACUACAGGAAGCCGAGGUUAACAUGAUUGACACGAGGACAUGCAAUGGAAGCCGCUGGUACUAUGGGGCCAUUCACACAAGCAACCUUUGUGCUGGCUACGUAGAGGGAAAGAUCGACACUUGUCAGGGGGACAGCGGUGGGCCGCUCAUGUGCAAAGACCCGUACAGCGGCACCUAUGUGGUGGUUGGCGUCACGAGCUGGGGAUCCGGCUGUGCCCAAGCCUAUCGGCCAGGCAUCUACACAUCCACCUGGCACUUUCUGGACUGGAUCUCCUCCAAGAUUGGGUCGGACAUUUCCUACAUUCAGCUACCUCCUCAGCCCACGACCCUAGUCACUCUGCCCCAUACCACGGCGAGACCUCCUUUUCCCUGGUUGUGGACCCCCUGGUGGUUAAAGUCCACUGCCUCCCAGAUGUGGCUCGCUCCUUCCAGGGGUGCUUCUGAGACGUGGCCCAGCAAUGAGCCCUGGCCUCCCAGCGGUUCCUUAACAGGUUCCCCUGAGUACCCCAACCCUGGGCUCGUCAAGGCCCAGGCUCUGGGUCCCAGCCAGGCCCUGCCUCCCCCGCUCCCCUUCCCGAAACACUUGAGAUUGCUCAUGGACUCCAUGAAGAGCAACAAGACCAAAUAGAGCUCGAGUGCUGUCCACAGGCGGGUCGGCUGCAGCCUGGCCUUUUGUCCUCGACCCCCUAGUAAGAGUCAAUAAAGUUGUAUGUGAAGCUGG